Molecule: messenger RNA, 2148 nt
Organism: Folsomia candida
Lineage: Eukaryota; Metazoa; Arthropoda; Collembola; Entomobryomorpha; Isotomidae
Exons: 5
Coding region: 120-2033 (637 amino acids)
Biological process (GO): amino sugar catabolic process
Molecular function (GO): carbon-oxygen lyase activity; carbohydrate derivative binding
Source: RefSeq, a predicted model, not a curated record
GCUUAUUAGCAAAACUGCUGAGCUUUAUUCAUCGCCUUAUUUAAUUCAGUCCGUGCAAUCUCAUUCAGCAGUUUUUCUUCCACUUCAUUCCUUUGUUUUCUCCAAAAAUAAAACAAGAAAUGUCACUCGCCAUAGAAUGCGGAGCUACGAGCUCUUCAGUUCUUUAUAUAAAUUCUGAGGCUGACCCCCCUCUUGACAUUAAGCGCUUUAAAAUGGGUUCAGCAAAUUUUAAAAUAAUGAGUUCCGUAGAGUUGGAAGGAUUUUGUUGUAAUAUAAGGAUGAAGUUGGGAAUCCAUGCUCCCGUUACCCGGGUAGGGAUCGGAAUGCCAGGGAUAAUCAGUGUAAAGGAUAAACUGGUAGUCGAAGACAUGGUGAGAAAGAUAUGGCCAAAAUCCACAUCCUGGUGGGUCGGGAGUGACGUCGAGACGGCAAUGGCAUGCUUAUCCAUUCCUCCCAAAGGGGGGCUUAAAGUAAUCGUUAUUGGAGGAACAGGAUCAAACUGCUUUGGAAGUGAUGGGAAAUCCACAAUCAAAAUCGGAGGCUUUGGACACCUUCUCGGAGACCGAGGUUCAAGCUACGCCAUUGCUCUGAGAGCAUUGAGGUUGGCUUUGCGUGAGUCUGAACAUUCGGUUAGCUUGGAGGAGGAAAAAUUGACUCAUCCACGACCGGAGAGUCUUUUAUCGCCAAUUAUGAAGAGGUUGAACUUGGAUUCAAUUCCUGAUCUUGUCACUUGGAGCACAAAUGCAACCAAAGUGGAAGUAGCUGGGCUAGCUCAGACCGUUAUUGAACAAUCGAGGGGAGGCAACGCCCUUGCACAAGGAGCCAUUGCUCAUGGUAUGUCUGAGUUGGCGGAAGACUGUAUCGCUUUGAUCAAGAAAUUUUCAAAAUCAAAAAUCGUGGAACUCGGACUAACAGGAAGUUUGUUCACAAAGAAUGAUGACAUUGCGGACAUGUUUACCAAAUUGGUUAAAAACGGAAUCGACAGUGACUCUGUGAAUAUAACGUUCACUACAUUGCACGAAACCGUACAUGGAGCAUUACAGUGUCUGAAUAACAACAACAACGAUGACAAUAACGAAGAUUUCGCUCGCAUGCUGAUAAAAAUGCAAAAAUCGUGUUACGAUGAAGAACAAGACGCGCCUGCAUCUGGUGCCCAUACCGAAGUUCAACUAGCCGAGAAAAUUCUUCCAGUCUAUUUAGGUCUUCCGCAAACGGAAUGCCGAAAUCCAAACUCGAUGAAUUUGGACACUAUGUCAAUAGGAGAGGCUGUUGAUUUAAUGAUUUCUGAAGAGUCUAAGAUCUAUGAUGCAAUUGCUAAACAAAAACCGCAGAUUGAAAUCCUUAUAGAAAAAGUUAGCUCGGCGUUGAAAGUAGGAGGUCGUCUUUUCUACGUGGGUGCUGGAACUAGUGGUCGUCUCGGAAUUUUAGACGCGACAGAAUGUCCACCAACUUUCCGCACUCAGCCAGAAAUGGUUCAGGGGAUAAUUGCUGGAGGAUUUUCUUCCGUGAGCAAAGCCAAAGAGGGGGCUGAAGAUUCAAUUAUCGAUGGAAUGGAUGCUAUCAGAGAGCGAUUUGUUAGCAACAAUGAUGUCGUUGUGGGCAUUGCAGCAAGUGGAAGGACACCGUUCGUGUGGGGGGCCAUGUACCAAGCUCAACUGUUGGGGGCAUUCGCCACAUUUCUUACUUUCAAUGUAAAACUCGACAUGAAAAUCAAACCUGACCUCGUAAUUGCGAUGGAUCUGGGUCCAGAAAUUCUCACGGGUAGCACACGUCUCAAAUCGGGAAGUGCGACGAAAUGCGUGCUCAAUAUGUUGUCAACCCUGGCAAUGGUUCGUAUGGGGAAAUGCUUCGAAAACCUGAUGGUUGACUUAAAUCCAGCCAACCAAAAGUUGAAACAGAGAGCUUUACGUAUUGUUAUGCUGAUGACUAGCAAUUUAGGAAGCGUAACGGAGGAAGUUGCGCGUCCCAUCUUAAUCAAAAACAAAUAUGAUAUUAAAACAACGGUACUGGAGUUGCGGAAGUUGAAUUCAUAGGUGUACGUACGCGUUUAUAAAAUGGUGAAACUCGCCAAAUUAAAACAUGUAACAACUGAAAAUAAAAAUAUGUAAUAUGCAACUUACAUAAAUGUGUGCAUUUGAUGUAUACCAA